AUGUGUUUCGAUCUAGAAAACACAUACAGCUGCGGCCAUUCAACAUAUCACCAGUACAAGUGCGGAAAAGGAUGCCGCUCUGCGAAAGAGUACGACAUAGUAAUACGUGUACCUUGUCAGCAUUGCCAUGAGCAAGAAGCGGCGAGCCUCGAUCAAGAGUAUGCGAAACUUAAGAGAGCUCGUGGCGCCGACGAACGAAGGAUCCGAAGGCUGAGAGCGCGCAUCCAGGAAAUGAAAGAGGAUAGGAGGAGGAUACAAGCUCAUGCACAACAGAUAGUUGAUGCAACAGGGCGGCGAGACGCCCGCAAGAGGGGCAAUACAGCAGACUUAAGACAAGACGUUCAAGCCGAAAAACGCCAGAGCGGAGACAUGGAUGCUCAGCCGAAUGUAGGGUCUGUGAUAUCAGAACUUGGCAAAGGCGUUGGGAUAGAGUUUUCAGACGGCGAAGAAGGACGCUGCAAGGGCAAGGCCAUGCUGAAGCGAGCAGCGGUUGAUGGCCAUGGGCUCCCCAACCAGGACUCGGACGAUGCAGAGAGACUGGAAGAAAUCGAGGCACAACUCAAGGCGUUGCUUAUCAGGGGCCAGAUGCUGAUGGAUGAGAGGAAGAGGAUCAAGCGAUUGGUGCAAGGGUGCGGGGAACAUGAUCCUGACGGAGCGGUGGCGGAUAGAUUCUUGGCAACCCCGGAUGAAUGCCCCGGAAGCAGCAGCUACACGCGUUCAUGGCCUAGUGAAGACGAUGCCGAAGACGGCGAAGGCUUGGCCGGGACAAUGAAGCCGAGCAGCUUGAUGCUGGGAGCACUUGGUAUAGGAGAGAGUCACGGGACCUAG
Messenger RNA from Exserohilum turcica Et28A, 828 nucleotides. RefSeq lists its product as uncharacterized. Bases 1 to 828 code for a protein of 275 amino acids. NCBI's taxonomy places the organism in Eukaryota, Fungi, Ascomycota, Dothideomycetes, Pleosporales, Pleosporaceae. The record is from RefSeq and is a predicted model, not a curated record. The transcript has a single exon.